GCACCUGCAGAGAGUAGAGCGGAGAGGGUGGAGAGAGAGGAGUGGAGUUUGGAUGCUUCAGUCGAGCCACAUCACCGCUCACGAAUCUACAAAACUUGCUGGUUAAGUUUGUGAACAGGCGCUGGAGUAGCAGACACAGAAAUGGAGCUUUUGACGAUGCGCUUCGGCUGCAUGGUGCUAUCAUGCGUUAUUGGUUUGGUGUCAGGUCUGGAGAUCACUUCCACAGGGCCGGCCUCCAUACAGAAGGCCAGUGGAGAGAGCGCAAAGCUGGACUGUCAGUUCACUCUGGCCUCUGAAGACACAGGACCUCUGGACAUUGAGUGGAGCUUAAGAGCUCCGGACAACCAAAGAGAGGACACAGUGGUGCUGUUGUACUCAGGCGACAGAGCUUAUGAGGACUACUACCCACCCAUGAAGGGCAGGGUACACUUCAACUCACCCGACCCCAAAAACGGUGAUGCCUCCAUUAGCCUCACAGGCCUGACAUCUUCGGAUUCAGGAACAUACCAGUGCAAAGUGAAGAAGGCUCCAGGCAUCCGCAGCAAGAAGAUACUGCUCACUGUGAUGGUGAAACCAUCUCGACCAAGGUGCUACUCUGAAGGCACCACUCAGGAAGGCAAAGACAUCGUGAUGAGGUGUGUCUCCAAAGAAGGCACCAAUCCACUCCAGUACGUCUGGGAGAAGACCAGCGGGAACAAGCUGCUGCCCCCAACCGCCACACUCGAUACAGCUGCAGGAACCAUUAUUGUCAAAAACGCAUCUGCCAGCGCAUCUGGCUCGUACCGCUGCACUGCCAGCAACCUCGUCGGGACUGACGAAUGUGUGCUGCAACUUAAUGUGACGCCUCCUCCGAACACGGCUGGCAUCGUGGCGGGCUCCAUUAUCGCUGUGCUGCUCUUCCUCCUCAUUAUUGCAAUCAUCCUGUUUUGCUUCUGUCGCGCCCGUAACAGAAAGAAGUAUGAGAAAGAAAUCUGCAAUGAGAUCAGAGAGGAUGUGCCACCCCCGAAGAGCCGUGUUUCGACUGCUCGUAGCUUCACCGUAGGCAGCCAGCGCUCCUCCCUGGGCUCCAUGUCGCCCUCUAACCUCCACGAGUACGUCAAACCUCAGUACGACAAGAUCCCAUCUACAGAGGAGUACGACAGACCCCCUAGUCACGCUCCGCUCCCCCCUCCCACCGCCUCUAGGAUGGCAGGGCCCAACCUCAGCCGCAUGGGGGGUAUACCUGUGAUGAUCCCGGCCCAAAACAGGGACGGGUCUAUUGUGUAGCAUAGCAUUUUCUCACAAAGACUAUGCAGAGGACAGGUGGAUGUAUGGAAGUCUGACAUGCCCAGUGAAGAUACUGAAUUUGAAGUUACAAGAGGGAAAUCUCUCCUGAAAUGAAGGCGCUAAACGUGUUGUACUGAAUCACAACAGGACAUAUGAACUUUUUCUAUGAAUUUUACUUUCUGAACUUUAAAUUGAAGUAGAUAUACCCCAGGAUGGUAAAUAUACAAAUACUAUUGUACAUAAAUGAAUGCAUGUUGUUUUUAAUAGACCUCCUUGCUGUAAAGUUGCAGAGUGUUCAUCAGAUAGGCCCAUUAACUGGCCAACUGUACAGCUGUAUGCAUGUGUUUGUACAUAUAGAUCUGUGUGUGUGUAUGAAUGAAUACUUCUUGUGAAUGCCUGAACACUUAUUAGUUACCAUAACAUGUUAGAUUGAAGUUAUAAUCUGAUUCAAAAUCCUUAGACAUUAACUGUUUGAAUAAUUCUGCCCAGGCUCUAAGCGAUGUGAUUGGCUGUUGGUUAAGGGGAGGUUCUUACUACAGUUCUUGUGAUUGGAGGAUUAUCGCUGGUCACUUGAGCGGGCACAUUAUACCCGUUUUGCCCCCCGUCCCGCCUCCAAGAUUUUAAAAGGUUGAGCCGAAAAUAAUGAGGCCAGAUGGAGGCUACAAGAGUUCAUUGAGCAAUCUCCUCUGAUUGAGUUUGACGGUCCACUGACCACAAUCCAUAACUGACUAUAAGGAAGAAAUCUUUAAGUUAACUCAAAGGUUUUAGUGAGACAGUUCAGUUUUUAAAUCAAAUAUGCACCUUGUGACCAAAUAUUACAUUUAAUAGAAAAAAAACGGACAAAACAUGUCCUUUUAUCAUUUUAAUGUGCCAUACUCACUAUCAGUCAAAAGUUUGGACACACAUUUUCAUUCUAUGCUUUUUUUACUACUUUCUACACCGUGGAUACUUACUGAAGGUGUAGAUGUAUGAAAUUACUUAUGAAGGAAAAAAGGUUAAGGUUAUUUUAGAUUCAUCAAAGUAACCAUCCUUUGCUUUGUUGACAACACUGCAAACUCUUCACCUUCUCUCAAUGAGCAUCACAAUGAAGUCCACGGAAAUGGUUUUGCAAAGCAGUGAUCAAAGCAAAGAGUACCUUAUUUUAAAGAAUCUAAAAUAUGCUUUUGUUUACUACAUCCCAUAGGUGUUCGUUCAGUUUUAAGAAUCCACAAUGUAAAUAGUCAAAGAGAAAACAGGUCCAAACAUUUGAUUGUUAUUCACACCAUCUGGACUCGGGCUGUAAACUAAUUGCCGUUUCUUAUCGAUAUAUAUUGAAUCAGUUCUGAAACCGAAGCACUGAGCACCCAUGAAUUUUUGCCUUAUACUCGUCCUUGUUUAGCCUUACCCUCCCAUUCGAGAUCCCUCACAGCUGGACUUUUCUUGUGCCUUUUCCCUGGUUCAGUUUUGUUCCAAAUUGUUCAACUGUUCCUACUUUUCUGCAGCCAACUGUUCAGGUUUACCUUCUUUGUCCCAACCCAUUCAUUCUUAUCCAACUAAAUUUUAAAGCUAUUUUAAUAUCAUUUUAUUUUGUUUUUAUUACAGAAAUGUUUGUCCACAAUUGUUAUGAGUAUGUGUAUACAAUGAACUAAUUUCAAAGCAGCUAAAUGAAAUGAGAUUUAUUCUGUGUAUCCUUGCUUGUUGCCGUGCUGCGCUUGGCAACUGUAAAA
Molecule: messenger RNA, 2972 nt
Organism: Periophthalmus magnuspinnatus
Lineage: Eukaryota; Metazoa; Chordata; Actinopteri; Gobiiformes; Gobiidae
Gene: cxadr
Product: CXADR Ig-like cell adhesion molecule
Exons: 7
Coding region: 142-1266 (374 amino acids)
Biological process (GO): homotypic cell-cell adhesion
Cellular component (GO): basolateral plasma membrane; intercalated disc; bicellular tight junction
Molecular function (GO): cell adhesion molecule binding
Source: RefSeq, a predicted model, not a curated record